Messenger RNA from Aegilops tauschii subsp. strangulata, 321 nucleotides. The record is from RefSeq and is a predicted model, not a curated record. NCBI's taxonomy places the organism in Eukaryota, Viridiplantae, Streptophyta, Magnoliopsida, Poales, Poaceae.
AUGGAUGUAGGUCGCCGGUGCAGGGAAGGAGGAGGGCGGCGCCGGGGAAGGAGGAGGGCGGCGCGUUGGAGGGAGGCCGCCUGCGCCGGGGAAGGAGGAGGGCGGCGCGGGGUGGAGAGAGAGGCGUCCGGCGCCGGGGAAGAAGGAGGGCGGCGCGUGGUGGAGGGCGGCGGCCGGCGCCGGGGAAGAAGGAGGGAGGCACGUGGUGGAGGGAGGCGGCCGGCGUCGGGAAAGGAGGAGGGCCGCUCGCGGUGGAGAAAGGCCGCCGACGUGGGGGAAGGAACCGGCGGCGGUGGUUACAGUGAGAGGGGCGUGGGUUAG